Messenger RNA from Adineta ricciae, 345 nucleotides. NCBI's taxonomy places the organism in Eukaryota, Metazoa, Rotifera, Eurotatoria, Adinetida, Adinetidae. The record is from the annotation of a GenBank genome assembly.
AUGAUUAGUAAUGAUAUUCGUUUGGGAGAUAUUAUAACUGAAGAUGAUAAUGGUGAUAGAAUUUUAAUUGGAUUUCCAUAUGAUGAAGGUAUACGAAGAAAUAAUGGAAGAAUUGGUUUUAAAUUAGAUCCAAAUGUAUUUCGGCAAUCAUUAAAACGAACAGGAACGGUUGUUAAUGCCGAAUAUGAAGAUUUAGAUAUAAGAAAAUAUCCCGAUGGAAAUACAACACUUUCAGGAUCACCUUUUCGACAAUUAAUUGAAGAUCAACGAUUUCAUCAAAAUCUUUCAAAUCGUUUUAUUGAAUUUGCUAGUCGCAAGGAUCUCAAUGUUCUAUUGAACAUGUAA